Zingiber officinale is the source of this 1971-nucleotide messenger RNA. RefSeq names its product purple acid phosphatase 2-like. The transcript has 7 exons. The coding region runs from base 238 to 1725 and encodes 495 amino acids. The record is from RefSeq and is a predicted model, not a curated record. Gene Ontology annotation, molecular function: acid phosphatase activity; metal ion binding. Lineage: Eukaryota; Viridiplantae; Streptophyta; Magnoliopsida; Zingiberales; Zingiberaceae.
AGCCGCUACUCGACGCCCACACUGCCAUUUGCUCCGCUUCCGCCCGCAAUCGAUCUUGUCCUUCUCCAAGGUCAACAUUUUCAGCUCCCGAAUCCGUCCUCGCUCUGUUAUCCUCAUCCGCACGCGUCUCCAUUCAGUGUUUUCCGAUCCAUCCCUCGCCCCGCUGUCUUCCCCUCGCUAACCCUUCUAUUUAAGCGGCCAGAGGGCGGGCGCUGGGCAGUGCCGCGGCGGUGAAGGAUGGCGCGAGGUGUAGAGGGCAAGAUGCGCCUGGGACUCGGGGUAAUGCUUUCGGUGGUUCUGGCCGCUGGACUGGCGGGUUUCUGUCAGGGAGGAGUCACGAGUUCUUUCGUUAGGAAGGCCGAGAAGACCGCGGAUAUGCCAAUCGAUAGCGAUGUCUUCGCCGUCCCGCCCGGCUACAACGCGCCCCAGCAGGUGCAUAUUACCCAAGGGAAUCAUGAAGGCUCGGCGAUGAUCAUCUCAUGGGUGACCGAGGACGAACCCGGCUCCAGUGAUGUUCUCUAUGGGACUCACAAGGAUAAGCUGAACAAUUCUGCUACUGGAAAACACACUCGUUACUCAUUCUUCAACUACACCUCAGGGUACAUCCAUCAUUGCACUCUUCGCCGCUUGAAGCAUGAUACUACUUACUACUACGCUGUUGGGAUCUACCAUACUGUUCGAACAUUUUGGUUCACUACCCCACCAAAAGUUGGCCUAGAUGUUCCCUACACUUUUGGGCUUAUUGGCGAUCUUGGACAAAGCUAUGACUCAAACAUUACUCUGAGUCAUUAUGAAUCGAACCCAAAAGCACAGGCAGUGUUGUUUGUAGGCGAUCUUUCGUACGCUGAUACCUACCCGAACCAUGACAAUGCCAGAUGGGAUACAUGGGGCAGGUUUGUCGAGAGAAGCGCUGCCUAUCAGCCAUGGAUUUGGACAGCCGGAAACCAUGAGAUUGACUUUGCUCCUGAAAUUGGUGAAAUUCAGCCAUUUAAACCAUUCAGACAUCGAUAUCAUGUUCCUUACAAAGCUUCAGGCAGCACUGCCCCUUUCUGGUACUCGAUUAAACACGGUUUGGCAUACAUAAUUGUUUUGGCAUCCUAUUCUGCAUAUGGUAUGAAGCUAAGACGGUUGUUGUUUCAACGAAAUAUAGCGACAGAUGAUGAACUGCAACUGAAUCUUCUAAGUUUUACAGGAAAAUACACCCCUCAGUACAAGUGGCUCGAAGAAGAGCUACCGAAGGUAGAUAGAAGUGAGACACCAUGGUUGAUUGUCCUAAUGCACUCGCCAUGGUACAACAGCUACAACUAUCACUAUAUGGAAGGGGAAACCAUGAGAGUCAUGUAUGAGCCGUGGCUUGUGCAACACAAAGUCGAUGCUGUUUUCGCUGGCCAUGUUCAUGCUUACGAACGCAGUCAUAGGAUAUCAAAUAUAGCUUACAAUAUAGUGAAUGGCAAAUGCCAACCAGUGAAGGAUGAAUCUGCUCCUGUAUAUAUCACCAUUGGCGAUGGUGGAAAUCUUGAAGGCCUUGCAACCAAUAUGACAGAGCCACAACCGAGCUACUCAGCUUUCAGAGAAGCAAGCUUUGGCCACGCCAUCUUUGAGAUCAAGAAUCGAACGCAUGCCUACUACGCUUGGCAUCGAAAUCAGGAUGGUUAUUCGAGGGUUGCUGAUUCGAUGUGGUUCCACAACAGGUGCUGGAGAUCUCCAAAUGAGAACCAAUGUUGAUGUUCAACCUUCAUUGUAGCUAAUAAAUGCCUGCCUAAACGAUACACAGGCUAAUAACCUCGUGCGCGAACGAUACGAGAAGCCCCAGCUCGAAUGUGUACUACCAAUCAGUCUUCGUUUGUUCAUGAUUGUUGGUGAUGCAGUUUGCUGUAGAGUAUUCUUGUGUUAGUAUGUAAUCAUGUAUCUUCGAUAACAGUUGUUGCCCAUUUGCUCAAAUAAAAGUUGCACCAUCAAGUUUAAUGCGUC